Magallana angulata is the source of this 333-nucleotide messenger RNA. RefSeq lists its product as uncharacterized. Bases 1 to 333 code for a protein of 110 amino acids. The transcript has a single exon. The record is from RefSeq and is a predicted model, not a curated record. NCBI's taxonomy places the organism in Eukaryota, Metazoa, Mollusca, Bivalvia, Ostreida, Ostreidae.
AUGUUGGAACAUAUCCUCCAUUCCAACAUCAUGGACCACUUUGAAAGGAACUCCAUCCACACACCAGCCCAGCACGGAUUCCGUAGUAAGCGAUCAUGUGAAACCCAGCUUGUAGCCACAGUUCAAGACCUGGCCAGUAACACGUCGAACGGCAACCAGAUUGGCGUCAUACUGCUUGACUUUGCCAAAGCCUUCGAAAAGGUACCACAUCGGCGCCUGCUUCACAAGCUGAACUUCUAUGGAAUCCGAGGCUGCACUCUACAAUGGAUUGAGAGCUUCCUUACUGACAAAAAACAGAGAGUGCUGGUGAAGGAUUGUCCUUUUACAUCGUAG